AGCUGCGAGAGAAGCAUGCUAGCACUGCAGAGUGCGCGGCUGCAAUAGAGCAGGGUUGUACAGUAUGAUUACAGAGGUGUUGGUGGCCCUUGUCCUUGGGGCGGUCGUCUACGUCCUGCUGCUGAGAAGGAGGCAGGAGGUCCUGAAGACGGAGGAUGGCUGGUGGGGCGAGGGAGAGCCCCCGGACACCCCUGAAGAUGACAUCAUUCACCCCUUCAAGGUGGAGACCUCCAGUGAGGAGAUAGAGGAUCUGCACAAGAGACUGGAUCACACAAGGCCUUUCCCCUGCCUAGAAGACAGCCAGUUCAACUAUGGCUUCAACGCCAAAUAUCUGCAGAAAGUCGUGUCAUACUGGAGAAAUGACUUUGACUGGAAAAAGCAGGUGGAGAAACUCAACAGAUACCCGCACUUCAAAACUAAAAUCGAAGGGAUCGACGUGCACUACGUACACGUGCGUCCUCGGAACCUUCCGGAAGGGACCAGCGGCGUGCCCCUGCUCAUGGUGCACGGCUGGCCCGGUUCCUUCUACGAAUUCUACGGGAUCCUGCCCCUGCUGACGGAGCCCAGGAACCCGGACGACUUCGCGUUUGAGGUCAUCUGCCCCUCCAUACCGGGCUACGGCUUCUCAGAGGCACCCCGAAAGAAAGGUUUCAACUCUGUGUGUGCUGCCCGAGUGUUCCACAAGCUGAUGAAGAGGCUGGGCUUCACUCAGUUCUAUGCACACGGGGGUGACUGGGGCUGGCUCGUCACCACCAAUAUGGCCCAGCUGGAGCCCAAAACCGUCAAAGGCCUGCACAUCAACUUUGCCCCGCCACCCAAGUUUGGCGUUGGCAUGGCGAUGUCCAUACUGUUGGGCCGACGCUUCCCCAAGCUGUUCGGGUUCACGGAGCACGACCUGAGCCGCCUCUUCCCCGUCAAGCAGAAGUUGAUAGUGGAGUCGCUGAUGGAGACGGGCUACAUGCACAUCCAGGCCACCAAACCAGACACCAUAGGUCGUGGGCUGAAUGACAGCCCUGUUGGCCUUGCUGCGUACAUCCUGGAGAAGUUCUCCACCUGGACCAAUCCAGAGUUCCGGAACCUUGAAGACGGAGGACUGGAAAGGAAUUUUUCCCUUGACGACCUUUUGACCAACGUGAUGAUUUACUGGACAACGGGGUCCAUCAUUUCAUCCAUGCGUUUCUACAAGGAGAACUUCGGCGAGGGCUUGAACCAAAAACACUCAAAGAUCCCAGUUUACGUCCCGACGGGCUACGCCGCCUUCCCCAACGAGCUGAUGCAUACCCCGAAGCCGUGGGUGAAGCAGAUGUACCGCAAGCUCAAGUCCUACACCCCCAUGGCCCGAGGAGGCCACUUCGCCGCCAUGGAGGAGCCCCAGCUGAUGGCCGAGGACAUCCAGAACUUCAUCAGGAAGCUGGAGAAGAGGAAAAGGAAGUGAUUCUUCCCCAGCGUGGCGUCUGCGCGCGGCGUCUGCGCAGCUCGUUUUGCGCGCGCGCGCGUACGCACGCCCUGCGCAACGGCAGGGUUUUCGAAUGAUCGUUAAACCUUUGAAGAGUAUGUUUUUUGGAAUGUUUUUUUUUUUUUCAAAAUUAAAAGUCAGUGUUCUGGACUUUCAACUACCAGUAGUGAUUGUGACAUCAGCAUCAGAACGUUCGGUUAUGAACAUUAUUAUCACGUAUUUUAUGAUCUCACACCUCAAAGGGUUAAAGAGCUUAGAAUUGUAGGAUGGUAUACAUUUUCAGAUAUUGAGCCUUACAGCUGUAAAAGUCCUGUAACAUGGUUUUAUGUUACUUCUAUCUACCAUUUAGGUGUUAAACCCGAAGCAAAACAAAUAAAAAACACGAUAUUAGAAAAUAGUGAAUUUUCACUAAAAUGUCAGGGGGAUCCCAGUAAUUCCAAGUUCUUGCAGCCUCUCUUGUUUCCUUGUGCUGUGCAGUGAGCAAGUAACAAAUGGACCAAUCGAAAACUGUGAGACAGUGAAGAGAUUUAGCUGCCAGUUUUUAAUCCAUUAGAGAAUUUAAAUGGAGCGAAGGAUAUUUUUUUUCCAUUUAUGGUAGUUUUAUGAAAUAGAUUUGAACACUGCUUUCAAUGAUGUGUGAUUCCAUUUAACAUUUUAAUUCUUGAGUAAUUUCACAGGAUUGGAGGGUGAAUAAAUCAUUUUAGUUUAUAUGCUGGGUUCCCUGGAAAUUUGCUCCAACCGGGGACCUUGCAUGUCUCUGCAUUGCAGUGCCUAUUAAUAUCUUAUCUGUCUUAUUAAUGUGUUAUCUAUCUUCUACAUACAUACGUACAUACACACAUUAUGUGCCUUAUAAUAGUUUCCAUCAGAAAUCUACAAAAGUGUUCAAGAACAAAAAAAUAGAUGAAUAAAUAUUUUAGUUACUUUCCUGA
Anguilla anguilla (European eel) is the source of this 2385-nucleotide messenger RNA. RefSeq names its product epoxide hydrolase 1, microsomal (xenobiotic) (gene ephx1). Bases 65 to 1435 code for a protein of 456 amino acids. The record is from RefSeq and is a predicted model, not a curated record. NCBI's taxonomy places the organism in Eukaryota, Metazoa, Chordata, Actinopteri, Anguilliformes, Anguillidae. Gene Ontology annotation, molecular function: epoxide hydrolase activity. Gene Ontology annotation, biological process: epoxide metabolic process. The transcript is spliced from 9 exons.